AUGGCUUUGUCGUCAAGUCUCAGUCUGUUGCUGCCCGCGCUACUGCUGCCGCUCGCAGGGGCUGCCUCCAUCGACGCCAGUGCUGCCAGCUUCAUCGUCAACAAGGAUGUCGUGAUCCUCGGUGGCGGCGCAAGUGGCGCUCAUGCAGCCGUCCGACUCCGAGAGGACUACGGCAAAAGCGUCAUCGUCGUUGAGAACCAGGCCCAACUGGGUGGCCAUGUUGAAACAUACGAAGACCCGGUUACUGGCAAGCCCUAUGACUUUGGCGUGAACUCGUACACCGAAUAUGGGAAUAGCAAAGAGUUCUUCGCGCGUUUCAACGUGAGCAUAGAGGUGCCCGCGCGCCUGACUCUCAAUACCACAUAUGUUGACUUCGAGUCCGGCAACGAGCUGGAUGGGUACGUGAGUCCAGCCUCGGCGGACGUCACCGCCGGUCUGAACAAGUACCUGACCAUCUGCGAGCAAUACGAGGACAUCCUCCUGCCUUCCUACGCCAACUUCCCCACCGAGAAUAUCCCGGAGGACCUGCUCAUCCCCUUUUCCGAUUUCAUCACGAAGUAUGAGCUCGAGGUCAUAGUGCCCCGCAUCUUCCAGGUCACCGGUAUCGGCCUCGGAAACAUGGCCAGCGAGCUCACUAUCUACGUGAUGCAAACGUUCGGCGCGCCGAUCACCCGCUCUCUCCUGGGUCUCACCGAUUCAUUCGUACCAGUCUCGAGAAGAAACCAGGACCUGUACGACAACAUCGCUGACCUACUGGGUGACGAUGUCAUGUACUCGGCGACCACCAUCAACUCUUCCCGCGCCGACAAUGCCACUGUCCAGCUUCUGGUCCGCGGCAGCGACUCCAAGCUGACCCUCAUCAACGCCAAGAAGCUGCUGAUCUCGUUCUCGCCGACCAUGGAGAACCUGAAACCCUUCCUCAUCGACACCAAGGAGCGCGACGUCUUCUCGGCGUGGGGCCUCUCGCACGUCUACGCCGGCAUUGUCAACAGCGCCGACCUGCCCAUCAACUACUCGCUGGUGAACUACCCCGAGUCGGCCGUCCCCACCAACUACCUCGAGCUGCCCACGACGCCGCUCGUCGGCCGAUACGAGUAUCUAGGCGGCGACAACUUCCGCGUCUUGGCAACCGGCGACCAGAACUCCACCACCACCAGCGAGAGCGCGCAGUCGCUGGUGCACAGCGUCUUCCGCAAGCUACAGGCCGGGGUGAUCAAGCAACUGUCAGGGACGACCGGCAACGCAAGCCUCGAGUUCGCCGCAUGGACCGAGCACCUCGGCAUCUCUGCCCAUCUGCCCGUCGAGGUGAUCGAGGGCGGCUUCUACCGCGACCUGUAUGCGCUCCAGGGCUACCGCUCCACGUUCUACACCGGAGGGGCUUUCGCUGCCGACUUCAGCACUUUGCUGUGGGAAUACAAUGACCAGUACUUGCUGCCCAAACUGUUGGCUGCGCUGUGA
Messenger RNA from Anthostomella pinea, 1458 nucleotides. NCBI's taxonomy places the organism in Eukaryota, Fungi, Ascomycota, Sordariomycetes, Xylariales, Xylariaceae. The record is from the annotation of a GenBank genome assembly.